UAUUCAUCAUCUCUACAUUUAAAGGAUGCUUAGCUGCCCUCACUUCAAUACCAACUCAACUCACAACUCCCAAUACCCAUCCAUACAUCCAUCUUCUAAGCACAAAACAAAAUGGCCACAAACAGAACUAAUAUCCCUCCAUUAAAUCUCUCCAACAAAGAUGUUGCAGAUACUCAAGAAGAAGAUGAAGACUACUUUGACAUUGACAUGGAAUUGAUGAACUCCUCAUCUUCUUCUACAACUCCAUCUUCUUCAACUUCAUCAUCACCCCCAGAGAUGAUAGAAUUUGAGUUCCAAAUGAGUUCCACUACUUGUAAAGAGAAGGAGCCCUCUACUUGCCCAGCAGAUGACCUCUUCUACAGAGGCAACCUCCUCCCUCUGCACCUCCCUCCAAGGCUCCAAAUGGUCCAAAACCUCCUCCAAACCACCACUCAAGAAGACCCCAAAUGGUCAAAAAGCUCAACAGCCCCUUCUACAAAUACCACUACCACUCCAUUACAUUCCUGCAACAUUUCUCCAUCUGAAUCUUGCAGGGUGAGCUGUGAGCUCAACCCACAAGACUUCCCCCACUUUGAAUGGUCCUCUGAUUUGUCCACUUUCAUUAUUAGCCACCCAAAGAAAUCAUGGUCAAAGAAGCUCAAACUGGUCAAGAAGUCUCUCAUUACUAGCCAGAAGAUUAGGGAUUAUAUUAAGGGCUUGUUCAUCAAGUCUGCAAGUGAGUCUUUUCCCAAUAAUCAAGAACCCCCAUUGCCACAUCAUCCAACUAUAGCUACUGUUCUCAAGAAUGGUGAGAAGGAUGAGAUUGAAGAAAAUGUGAUGACCAAUCACAGGAGGUCAUUCUCAGCAGCAAUCAAAAGAACUUCUAAGAAGUCCCUCUCCUCCUCUUCUUCUUUUUCUUCAUCAUCUUGUGCUUCUUCAUCUUCUUCUUCAUCUUCAUCAAGUGCAUUCACAUCAAAUGGAGGUCAUGAGCUCAAGAGAAUCAGCAGUGACACUUCAGAGCUUGAGAUCUCCAUUGAAGCGGCAAUUGCUCAUUGCAGGAAGUCUCAAGAACCCUGCAAGUCGUCAAAGCCAUUACUGCUGAGAGAAAAUAAAUCUGGGACUUCAAGUAUUUUAGCUUGUAGCACUUAAUUGUUGUGCUUUCCACUUUUUUUCCAUGUGGCGGAGACUCAGAGAAGGAAAUCUUGUUCUUAAAUAAAUUUGAAUGUUUACUCUUUCUUUAGAGCUUUUAUGUAUUUUUUAUUAUUUUUAAAUUUUAAUAGAAGUAGUCAACCGAGUGACUAACAAGCUCGUUUCACAUAUAUUGACUGAAAUUGAACACAUCCGUGAAAUAUAAACGUUUACAUA
Molecule: messenger RNA, 1344 nt
Organism: Cuscuta epithymum
Lineage: Eukaryota; Viridiplantae; Streptophyta; Magnoliopsida; Solanales; Convolvulaceae
Source: the annotation of a GenBank genome assembly